This is a messenger RNA of Trichosurus vulpecula (common brushtail), 1029 nucleotides long. It is a transcript of the gene NEIL2, whose product is annotated as nei like DNA glycosylase 2. Lineage: Eukaryota; Metazoa; Chordata; Mammalia; Diprotodontia; Phalangeridae. The record is from RefSeq and is a predicted model, not a curated record. Gene Ontology annotation, molecular function: damaged DNA binding; DNA N-glycosylase activity; DNA-(apurinic or apyrimidinic site) endonuclease activity. Gene Ontology annotation, cellular component: nucleus. Gene Ontology annotation, biological process: base-excision repair. The transcript is spliced from 4 exons. The coding region runs from base 1 to 1029 and encodes 342 amino acids.
AUGCCAGAAGGGCCUUCUCUGAGGAAGUUCCACCAGUUGGUGGCUCCAUUUGUGGGACAGCUGGUGGUCAAUGUAGGGGGCAACAGUAAGAAGAUAAACCUUAACAUGCUAGAGAUGCUUCGGCUCCAGGACUCACAGGUCCACGGAAAGAAUUUGUAUCUUAACUUUGGCCUAGCUGAAGAUCUGGGACUUCCUGACAGUUUCCUAUUGCCAAAGCAUCUCCAAAAGGAAGUGAACCUCCCGAAAGAGACUAGUGACCAUAAACUUGAAUCUACCUCAGAGCUAGAUGGACAAGAAGUUCCUGGCUCAUCUUCACCCAUUAAAGCCCUCGAGCUUGGGGAAGAACAAAAGGAUCCUGUUAAUAAGCCUUGGUGGCUAAAUACUUCUGAAAAUUCUGGGCCUUGGCUUUGCUUCCAUUUUGGUAUGUUUGGUAGUGUUCGGGCAAGUGAAUUCUCCAGAGCCACAAAAGCCAACAAGAGGGGAGACUGGAAGGACCCCUUGCCCAGGUUGGUUCUGCACUUUGCAAAGGGUUUCCUGGCAUUUUAUAAUUGUCGGAUAUACUGGUGCUUGGGACCCAUGGUCAAACCAACUUCAGAUAUCCUCUCUGAGGAGUUCGAUCGAAAGCAAGCCUUGGAAGCUUUGAAGCAGGCUAACCCUGUCUGCUAUACUCUCCUGGACCAAAGAUACUUCGCAGGCCUGGGAAACAUCAUAAAGAAUGAAGUUUUAUACUUGGCCAGAAUCCAUCCCCUCUCUUUAGGUUCUUGCUUAACUGCUUUGAACCUUGAGUGCUUGCUGGAUCAUGUUGUGAGUUUCAGUGUUGGUUGGCUUCAGAAAAAAUUGGAGGGGAAAUCACAGCACCAUCUGAUCUACCAGAAAGAGCAGUGCCCUGCUGGACACCAGGUCAUGAAGGAUAGCUUUGGGUCUCCAAAUGGUUUUCAGAGACUCACCUGGUGGUGCCCCCAUUGCCAACCCAAGGUGACACCAGAAGAGCCUAAUGUAGUUCAGAUCACUCAGGAACAGCUUCCCUAA